This is a messenger RNA of Frankliniella occidentalis (western flower thrips), 876 nucleotides long. RefSeq lists its product as uncharacterized. Bases 1 to 876 code for a protein of 291 amino acids. The record is from RefSeq and is a predicted model, not a curated record. Lineage: Eukaryota; Metazoa; Arthropoda; Insecta; Thysanoptera; Thripidae. The transcript is spliced from 2 exons.
AUGUCUCAUGAUCGCCAUGAGGUGGUGACGCAGGCCAUCGCAGGGCUGAUCGCAGCGUGCCAGCUGCCGAUUUCUGUAGUGGACUCAGCUUCAUGGAGGUCCUCGAGCCCUCCUACAAGGUGCCGUGCGCGACGGCGAUGCGGAAGCGGCUGCAACGAGCUGUUCAGUCAGGUGCGCGAGAACGUCCAGGUGGCUCUCAAUGAGCUGGACUUCAUCUCCGUCACCACCGACUGCUGGACAUCGCGCGCCCUGGACUCGUACAUCACGCUCACGGCGCAGGCCAUCACCAAGACGUGGGAGCUGCGCCGCUACACGCUGUGCACGGAGGGGAUGGACGUCAACCACUGGGGGGGACACCCUCACCCUGGCUCUCAUCGACAUGUGCCACAAGUGGGACCUGGAGGGUCGAGCGACCAGCGUCACGAGGAACACGCCACCAACAUCGCCAACGCCGUCAACCAGGUCGACUUCGUUGAAUUCAACGUGUCCUGCGCUGCCCACCUCCUCCAGCUCUGCGUCAAUGACGGCCUGAAGAAGAACAAACCGUUCAUGGACGCCUGCAAGAAGGCUAAGAAGGUAGUGGCCCACUUCCACCACUCCACCAAGGCCACCACGGCGCUCGAGGCGGCGCAGGUCACGGCAGGCCUGAAGGAGGCGAACCUCGUCCAGUCGUGCUCCACAAGGUGGGACUCGACGUACCUCAUGUGCAAGAGCCUCACCGAGUCGCGCGCCCCCGUCUGCGCCGUGCUAUCCGACCGGAACGUCACCACCGCCAAGCAGUCCCGGGCGCUGCAGAUGUCGGCAGAGGAGUGGGCCGAGCUGGAGGCCAUGCUGCCCGCCCUGAAGCCGCUGUGCUCUGCGCGGACGACAAAGUGA